Molecule: messenger RNA, 371 nt
Organism: Candidula unifasciata
Lineage: Eukaryota; Metazoa; Mollusca; Gastropoda; Stylommatophora; Geomitridae
Source: the annotation of a GenBank genome assembly
GCAUGUUUGACAGAGACAACUCUGGCACAAUCAACUUUCAGGAGUUCAUGUCCCUGUGGAAGUACGUGACAGACUGGCAGAACUGCUUCCGUUCCUAUGACAGGGAUAACUCUGGGUCAAUAGACAAAAACGAGCUGAAAACCGCACUGACUGGCUUUGGUUAUCGUCUCUCAGAUCGAUUUUACGACAUCCUUAUAAAGAAAUUUGACCGGCAGGGACGGGGCACCAUAGCAUUUGAUGACUUUGUCCAGUGCGCGGUUGUCUUGCAGACAUUGACAAGUUCUUUCCGUGCAUUCGACACUGAUCAGGAUGGAUGGAUACAGAUCUCGUACGAACAGUUUCUGACUCUAGUCUUCAGCUUGAGGAGUUAA